AUGUUGGUCUUUCCUCUUGUUCAAAACGCAUUGGUUCUCUUUGCACUUGUCUUAGGCUGCUCUGCACCGCGGACCAGUAAAAGUAGAUCCACUCGCUUUAGAGGCGCCAAGGCGACAAUUCGUAAAGGUCAGAUAACGGAUCAAGUCCAGACAUUCAUCACACGCCUGUCGGAACAGGAACUUUUCGCGUUAAAUCAGGUCAAAUACUGGAUUGACACUCAAGCCCAUCCUGAAUAUCAGCGUCGCUUGCUCAAUAAUCUGUUUCAAGGAGGCACGAAUCGAAGUCCGACAUUGCUCUCGCUUGGAACCAAUGAUGCGGGGGACCAUAUGGCGGUCUCGAUCCUCAAGCCAGACAUCGAGACGGCAGCCUUGCUGGCAGGCCCAGAACGGAGAAGACCCAGAGGUUGGUCAACCCGUAAAGGCUUGAUGCUGAUGCACCUUACUUCAAAUGAGCCCCCAAGUGUGGUGGGCUGGAUCUUCAUGAAAAAUCACAGAUCUGCAAAUGCAUUGACAACCUCGUCUGAAAUGGUUUCGCUGGACAAUUUCGAAUGGCUGCAUGGACUUUCAGGCAUCGUCCGAGAAGUGUAG
Messenger RNA from Mycosarcoma maydis (corn smut), 588 nucleotides. RefSeq lists its product as uncharacterized. The coding region runs from base 1 to 588 and encodes 195 amino acids. The transcript has a single exon. The record is from RefSeq and is a predicted model, not a curated record. Lineage: Eukaryota; Fungi; Basidiomycota; Ustilaginomycetes; Ustilaginales.